Molecule: messenger RNA, 3542 nt
Organism: Anguilla rostrata (American eel)
Lineage: Eukaryota; Metazoa; Chordata; Actinopteri; Anguilliformes; Anguillidae
Gene: gucy2g
Product: guanylate cyclase 2g
Exons: 22
Coding region: 1-3402 (1133 amino acids)
Biological process (GO): protein phosphorylation; receptor guanylyl cyclase signaling pathway; intracellular signal transduction
Cellular component (GO): plasma membrane
Molecular function (GO): peptide receptor activity; protein kinase activity; ATP binding
Source: RefSeq, a predicted model, not a curated record
AUGGAGACCUGGAGCUUUCUCGGCAUCCUCUGCGGGGGUCGACGGUCGGCCGGCGGCGAGCUGUGGCUGUGCGCGGCGCUCCUCGCCGCCACACUGGCGGGCACGGGCCGAGCCUCGUCCAGCACGAGGCUGCUGCUGGGGCUUCAUGCCCCCCGAAACAUGUCCUACCCCUUCAGCGCCCUCAGGCUGGGCUCGGCCAUUCAGGUAGCCCUGGAUAAGAUCAACUCCAACAACAUCCUGGGCAACCACACCGUGGACUUUGUGUAUGCCGACACCGAAUGUGAUGCCAAGUCUUCCCUCGCCGCCUUUAUCGACCAGGUGUGGAAGGAGAACAUCUCGGCCAUCUUCGGCCCCAUCUGCCCUGAGGCAGCUGAGGUUACUGGUCUCAUGGCUUCUAAAUGGAACAUCCCAAUGUUUGGCUUUGUGGGAACAACACCAAAGCUGGAAAAUUUAGCUGUUUACGACUCCUAUGUAAAGCUAAUUCCCCCUGUCAAAAGAAUAGGAGAGGUGAUGAUUAAAAUACUGGACUUUUUUGGGUGGAAACACGUUGCCUUGAUUGGAGGGGGUGGCGAUUUUAACACAUGGGACAACAUUGAUGAGGCCUGGAGGGUUUUGGAAGCCCAACUCAGGAUCCGGUUCACCAUAACUGCCAGCAUCAAAUUUGACACCAGCCAGCCUGACCUAGUCCAUAAGAACAUUGCACACGCCUCAAAAUCUGCAAGAAUCAUCAUCAUAAUUUGCAAUGCGUUGGAUGCCGUCGUGCUGAUGUUGGAGGCUGAGAAACAGCACCUACUGGAUGGAGAGUAUGUGUUUUUCAUUGUUCAGCAAUUUGAGGAUAAUUACUUCAAGAAUAUGCUCAAUAACAAGGCUAAUCAGACCACCCUGAGAGCCUUCAGCCAAUCAACGUUUGUGAUUGCCCAGAAAGUCUAUGAUGGGUAUGAAUACUAUGACUUCAACGAGAAAGUCUAUGAGAGGCUGAUCAAAGCCCCAUUCUACAGCAACUUGUCAUCAGAGAGAGAGGUGAGCCCCUAUGCGGCCUACCUACAUGACGCUGUGCUCCUUUACGCCAUGGGCCUACAAGAGCUGUUGAAAGCCGGCCAAAGUGUCAUAAGUCGACCGGAGCUGCUGCAAAAGCUAAGAGACAAGAGCAGCUUCAGAUUCUAUGGAGCGACAGGGCUGGUGCACUUUGAUGAAGAAGGAGAAAGGAACAUCGACUACUCUGUGUAUAACCUCCAGGUCACCGAUGGCAUGCCCAAAUUCGUCUCUGUGCUGACAUUUGAUAGUCACACUAAAACAGUGAGGCCGACUGCUCUGUAUCACUUUGUGGCGUGGCCGAAAGGGGGGCCCCCGAAGGACAAGCCAAACUGCGGAUUUGACAACGAGCUCUGUGAAUGGGUCUACCAGGAUGUGACUUUUGUCAUCCUGUUGGUGGCGCUGCCCUUGCUGAUGCUAUCUGCCCUCGCUUUCAUCACCUUCCUCACCUGUCAGAAGCUCCGGCUGCAAGACCGGCUCGAUGACGCCAACUGGUGGCGAAUAAACUACAAUGACAUCGUCAUCAUUAACGAGCGAAAGGGAACGCACACUAUGUCUCAUAGCACAGGUGGCAGUACCUACAGGAGCCGAAGCAGUGGCUCCCAGACUAUUGCUUCCAGCCACAGCUAUGGCUUGAAAGACAACACGGGCCGUGAACAGAUCUACUCCACCGUUGGCCUCUACCAGGGAAAUCAUGUUUCCAUCAAGUACAUCGAACGACAGGUUCUCAGCGACAUCAAGAAACCAUCGAUUCUUCAAGAAUUUCAAGUGAUGCGAGAACUGAAGCAUGAGAAUUUAGUGCAAUUUUUUGGAGUUUGCAUUGAGCCACCAAAUAUAUGUGUUAUCACACAGUACUGCAAGAGAGGAAGUUUAAAGGAUGUGUUACGAAACUCUGACAUAGAUCUGGACUGGAUGUUCAAACUGUCCUUCGCUUUUGACAUUGUCAACGGCAUGGAAUUUCUUCACAAGAGUAACCUGAAGUCCCACGGCAAUCUAAAGCCUACCACAUGCCUGGUGGACAGCCGCAUGCAGGUCAAGAUCUCCGGAUUCGGCCUGUGUGAAUUCCGUUACGGAACCAAACACAAAGUAUUUGAUCUGGAUCCAAAAUAUGAAGACAUGUACUGGACUGCCCCGGAGUUGUUGAGACAAACGUUUCUCUUGUUCAACGGCACUCCCAAGGCCGACAUCUUCAGCUUUGGCAUUAUAAUGCGAGAACUCAUUUACAACUGUGAAAUUGGUCCAUACCAUGAUGUCGACAUGGAACCCAAAGAUAUUAUUGAGCGGCUCAGGAACCCCGCCCUGGGCGAGCCGCUCCGCCCCUCCCUGUCCACCCAGCUGUGUAACGAGGGCCUCAUCACCCUGCUGAAGGACUGCUGGUCCGAGAACCCCGAUUACAGACCCCCCUUCAGCACCAUCAAGCGGCGUCUACGUGAAGCCUGCCCGGACAGUCAUGUUAAUAUACUUGACAACAUGGUGAACAAGUUGGAGAAAUAUGCAAAUCACUUGGAGGAAGUGGUGGAGGAAAGAACCAAUCAGCUGACAAUAGAAAAAAACAGAGCAGACAGGCUUCUCUCCAGUAUGUUGCCAAGCUACAUCGCGGAGCAGCUGAUGGCUGGGAAGUCUGUGGAGCCCAAGGGUUACGAGCUGGUGACCAUCUUCUUCUCCGACAUCGUGGGCUUUACCACCAUGUGCAGCAUAAGCUCUGCCCUGGAGGUGGUCUCUCUCCUCAACGACCUCUACAGCCUUUUCGACGAGAUCAUCAAGCUGUACGACGUCUACAAGGUGGAGACCAUUGGUGAUGCCUACAUGGUCGCCAGCGGCCUGCCCAUAAGCAAUGGCAUCAAGCACGCAGAUGAAAUCUCUACCAUGGCACUGCAUUUCCUCUAUGCCAUCUCCUUGUUCAAAAUACAGCACCUGCCCAACGAGAAGCUGAAACUUCGCAUCGGGAUAAACUCAGGCCCAGUGGUCGCUGGAGUGGUGGGCACCACCAUGCCCAGGUACUGCCUUUUCGGCGACACCGUGAACAUGGCGUCCAGGAUGGAGAGCAACAGCUUGCCUUUGAAGAUCCAUAUUUCCCAGAGCACAGCAGACAUUCUGAGACAGAUAGGCACUUUUGAAAUGGAAGAGAGGGGCGAUAUCGAAAUAAAGGGAAAAGGACUCCAAAAGACCUUCUGGCUGAAGAGUAAAGUGGGCUUUAAGCCAUCGCUUGUGGAACCAAGCUCACCUGCUCAUCUACUGCCCAAAGUAGAGGAGAAGAAAAGGCUUGUGGCUGUCAGCACAUCCAGAGCAAUCGACAGUGAGCAAUGUAAGGGACUGAGGAUGUCCACAGCUGCAGUCAAUGACAUCAGACGACCUCCAGUGAUACUAUAGACUUCUGCUGUGUCAAGCCUCAGUUCCCACCGUCAAAGCCAUCAAUUCCUGACACCCCCUGAAACAAGCCAUUUUAAAACCCCUGAAGCAAGCCAUUUUAAAACCCCUGAAGCAAGCCUUUUUAAACCCCCUGAAACAAG